Molecule: messenger RNA, 1972 nt
Organism: Eruca vesicaria subsp. sativa (arugula)
Lineage: Eukaryota; Viridiplantae; Streptophyta; Magnoliopsida; Brassicales; Brassicaceae
Source: the annotation of a GenBank genome assembly
AUGGGUAAAAAAUCCGCCACCAAAGUUGAAUCAGCACCUGUUGCUGUUAAGGCCACCAAACCCUUGAAGAAAGGUAAGAGAGAGGCUGAGGAUGACGUGGAUACCAAAGUGAACCUAAAGAAGCAGAAGAAGGAUGUGAUUGCUGCCGUCAAGAAGGAGAAAGCAGUGAAGAAGGUACCUAAGAAGGUUGAGAGCUCCUCAGACUCAUCAGAUUCUUCUGACUCCGAGGAAGAGGUUAAGGCUAAGAAAGUUCCUGCUAAGAAGGUUGAGAGCUCCUCAGACUCAUCAGAUUCUUCUGACUCCGAGGAAGAGGUGAAGGCUAAGAAGGUACCUGCUAAGAAGCCUGCAGCUAAGGCUGAUUCAAGCAGUGAAGACUCAUCUGACGAGUCUUCAGAUGAUGAACCUGCAACCAAGAAGGCUGUUGCAACUAACGGAAAAGCUGCGAAGAAAACCAAAGAUGACUCAUCUUCUGAGGAGGAAUCUUCCGAUGAGGAAGAAGUUGUUCCUGCCAAGAAACCUGCUGCAGCUGCUAAAAAUGGCUCUGUGAAGGCCAAGGCAGAGAGCUCCUCUGAAGAGGAAGACUCUUCCGAUGAGGAGUCUUCAGAUGAAGAACCUGCAAAGAAACCUGCUGCAGCUAAGCCAGCUGCUAAAGAUUCUUCAUCUUCUGACGAUGAUGAUGAUUCGGAAGAUGAAUCUGAGGAUGAGAAGAAACCUGCUGCCAAAAAGGCAGCUCCUGCUACCAAAGCUGCAAGCAGUUCAGAUGAAUCUGAUGAAGAUUCUGAUGAGGAAAGUGAAGAUAAAAAGCCUGCACCAAAAAAGGCUACCAAGGCAGCUAAAAAGGAUAGCAGUAGUGAGGAAUCUGACUCUGAUGAAUCAGAAAGUGAAGAUGAGAAAGAAACCCCGAAGAAAAAGAACACCGAUGUAGAAAUGGUGGAUGCUGAGCAGAAACAGCCUAAAACACCAGCAACUCCUGCUACAGGAGGACCCAAGACGCUCUUUGUUGGUAAUCUCUCAUUCCAAGUUGAACAAUCAGACGUUGAGAAUUUCUUUAAAGAAGCUGGAGAGGUUGUUGAUGUAAGAUUUGCUUCGAGUAAGGAUGAUGGCAGUUUCAGAGGCUUUGGCCAUGUUGAGUUUGCUACUUCUGAAGAAGCACAGAAGGCAUUGGCUCUCAACGGGAGAGCCUUACUUGGUCGUGAUGUUCGUCUUGAUUUGGCUGCUGAGAGGGGAGAAAGACCUGCUUACACUCCACAAAGCGGUGGUGGUAACUUCAGAAGCGGUGGUGGUGGAGGCCAGUCAAUUUUCGUAAAGAACUUCGACUCUUCUCUUCCUGAGGACGAGAUCAAGCAGGCAUUGACUCAGCACUUUGCUUCUUGUGGAGAGAUUACAAGGCUCUCUGUUCCCAUUGACCGUGAAACUGGUGCUUCCAGAGGAAUUGCUUACAUUGACUUCAAAGAAGGCGCAGAGAAGGCAUAUGACCUUAAUGGUUCUGAAUUGGGAGGAUGGAAUAUUGUUGUUGAUGAGGCUAAACCGAGGGACAACAGUGGUGGAGGAUUCAGUGGUGGUGGUGGUCGUUUUGGUAGUGGUGGUGGUGGUCGUUUUGGUAGUGGUGGUGGUGGUCGUUUUGGUGGUGGUGGUGGUGGUCGUUUUGGUGGUGAUGGUGGUGGAAGGAGCGGCCGUUUUGGUGGUGGUAGAAGGGGCGGCAGAGGAAGAGACAGUGGUGGCCGUGGAUCCAACAGACCUAGUUUAACUGCUGCCGCAUCAGGCACGAAGACCACCUUUGACGAUUAGUUAUGAAGAAGAGGAUGUUCUUCUUGUGUUCUGUUGUCAUUUUAGUCUUGUGAUACUACUACUACUCAUCUUCUUAUUAUCUCAGUUUUUUUCUUUAAUUAUGUUGUGUCUGGAUCCUUAUAUUUUUGUCUGAAUUUAAAUUAAAGCUCAGUUUUGAGUGCUUUUUUGUGUUGAAUCAUUUGUC